Scylla paramamosain (green mud crab) is the source of this 1727-nucleotide messenger RNA. Its product is annotated as saccharopine dehydrogenase-like oxidoreductase. The coding region runs from base 147 to 1415 and encodes 422 amino acids. The record is from RefSeq and is a predicted model, not a curated record. Gene Ontology annotation, biological process: glycolipid biosynthetic process. Gene Ontology annotation, cellular component: lipid droplet; plasma membrane; mitochondrion. NCBI's taxonomy places the organism in Eukaryota, Metazoa, Arthropoda, Malacostraca, Decapoda, Portunidae. The transcript is spliced from 11 exons.
AUUGUGAGCAGGCAUAGGGGUGGUGUGUGUGUGGCUGUGGUCACGGACAACUGAAGCGGACCAAAGUGUGGGCGUCAGCGCUAAGGCAGUAGAAAUUGGCUUCUUGUCAUCACAUAUUCAGGUACUAGAUACUUUCCACCAGAAAGAUGACAGAACGGAAAUAUGACCUUGUGGUUCUCGGAGCUACUGGAUAUACCGGCCAGUAUGUUGCCGAAGAAGUUGGCCGAAUUGUUGAGAAGCAGCCCAGCCUGACAUAUGCCUUUGCUGGCAGGAACAAGGAGAAGCUUGAACGCACACUGGAAACUGCCCGGGCCAACACAGGCCUGGACCUCGCCAAAGCGGAGCUCCUUGUAGUUGAUGUAAAUGAUGAAGAAAGUCUUAAAAAGAUGGCAGCUCAGACCAAGAUAGUCAUUAACUGUGUGGGACCUUACCGCUACUAUGGGCUGAAGGUGGUGAAGGCUUGUGUGGAGGAGGGAGCAAACCAUGUAGACAUCAGCGGAGAGCCCCAGUACUUGGAGCAGGCACAGCUGGAGUACUCAGAGGCAGCACGGGAGGCGGGUGUGCAUGUGGUGGGGUCCUGUGGCUUUGACUCCAUCCCAGCUGAUUUAGGCACCACUUUUCUGCAAGAGGUGUUUCCAGGAGAUGUGAACUCUGUGAAGGCUGUUGUUACUAUGGAUGAUGACUCGGAGGGUAAAGCCUCCAUCAACUUUACUACCAUGGAGUGUGCAGUGUUGGGACUCGCUCACAGCAACGAGUUGAAGGGGGUACGGAAGAAGCUUUUCACAACUCCACUCCCCAAGCCUUCCUUCAAGGCAGAGCCACGAGGCAAGCUGUUCCAUAGUGACGAGGCAAAGCGGUGGUGUGUGCCCAACAUGGCAGCGGAUCACUCUGUGGUGAUGAGGACUCAGAGGAUCCUGUACGAGAAGGAACAGAUGAGGCCUACCCAGUUCCAAGUUUACUUUGGCAUGACUCGCUUCAAUGCUGUAUUGUCCAUCUUCUUUGGCAUCUUAUUCUACAUUCUUACCAAGAUUUCCUUCACCCGUAGUCUUUUGCUGAAGUAUCCAGAAUUCUUCACUGGAGGAGUGGUCACUCGCCAGGGACCCAGACGCUCUGAUCUGACAGGGUUGAAGUUUUUGGUUGUGCUGACAGGGAAGGGUUGGGACAGGAAGCUGGAGGAUCCUGCACAGCAACACACAGAACCACCAAAUGUCACCAAGACUGUCAGGGUAAAGGGGCCUGACCCUGGCUACUUUGGCACUGCUAUCCUGGUCACACAGAGUGCCUUGACCAUCCUGGAGGAGAAAGACAAGCUGCCACAAGAGGGCGGUGUGUUCCCUCCAGGGGCAGCCUUCCUCAAGACCUCCCUGCGUCAGCGCUUGGAAAAGAAGGGGAUCCAAUUUACUGUUGAUGAAUAAUACUUAUAUGGAGAUGUCCUAAAAGUCUUCCUUGGUGUCCAUGUUUGUUUGAACUGCUACAUGGUGUAUGUACAUGGUGUCUUAUUAUCAGUAAUAUGGUAUACUUUUCUGGGAAUAGCUUUGGCUUUUAACAUAUUAACUGAACUGCCAGGUAUUGGUAGUAAUCAUGUUGACUGCUGUGGCUGUGAAUUUAUAACUAUUUCAUUGUUGUGUAUUUUUUAUUAGGAAUUAAAACAAUUAUUUUUUUGAUGUACUUAAGUACAGAAUUAUAUAAUCUACUAGUUGAACAAAUAAUAAAUGAGAAGCAUUCAA